UCAUCUUAUCGUAUAAAAUUCGCCCCUUUUGCUAUGUCUGAUAUAAACUUGCAGGACAUUUUUGAUAAUUUCUAUUAUGUUCCUAAUGAUUACGAUAAUUUGGAGAGUAUAGCCUUUGCUAAAAGUUUUACGUCAGAGAGUGUUGUAGGAAGCAUUGGAAGCGAUAAUAAUGCAUUAAAUUAUGAUAUAGAAAUGCCCUUUCUUUUUAAUAAUGCCAAUUUUAAAAAAGCAAGAACACUUAUAAAAGAGGACGAAAAUAAUGAUAUAUUUUUAUUAAAGAUAUCAAUGAUAUCGAUACUGAUACCAAAGUAG
Molecule: messenger RNA, 312 nt
Organism: Funneliformis caledonium
Lineage: Eukaryota; Fungi; Glomeromycota; Glomeromycetes; Glomerales; Glomeraceae
Source: the annotation of a GenBank genome assembly